Messenger RNA from Drosophila teissieri, 548 nucleotides. RefSeq lists its product as uncharacterized. The record is from RefSeq and is a predicted model, not a curated record. Lineage: Eukaryota; Metazoa; Arthropoda; Insecta; Diptera; Drosophilidae. The transcript is spliced from 3 exons. Bases 96 to 419 code for a protein of 107 amino acids.
GUAAUACACAUAAUCUAUAAAAUUUAUUCAUUAUAUGAAGAUAUUAAAUACAACAAAGUAGCUUUUAAAUUUUUGAAUACAUUCCUAAAGAAUCAAUGGCCGCGAGCAAUUGUGUCCUGUUAGUUAUGCUCCUCUGGUUCCUUUUCGACGCGGGUCAGUCGGCGGAAUGGGAGGACAUCCAGUACGACCCGAACCAUCCCGGUAAGUGCACCAUCAACCCGGGCCUCGUCCUGAAUCCGGGGGUCAGCAUCAAGGAUCCCACGCACGAGUGCCGCAAAAUCUUGUGCGGACUUAACGGACGUGUCGUUUACCACAGCUGCGGAGUGAGCAUCCUGUCGCCUCCUUGCCGCUACGGUGGAUACAUCAAUCCGGAUCUUCCCUAUCCAAACUGCUGCAGCAGAGCCCUGCUUUGCAACUAGGCAGGCCGAUCGCUCGUGCUCAAUUGGAUAUAUUUUAUGUCUCUAACAAUAUCUGUGGAGAAUGUCGUUUGUGCCAGAAACGUAUACUAUUUGUGGGUUUUUUUGGAGCUUAGUGGUUUGCCACUUGUU